Aspergillus pseudonomiae is the source of this 1089-nucleotide messenger RNA. RefSeq lists its product as uncharacterized. Lineage: Eukaryota; Fungi; Ascomycota; Eurotiomycetes; Eurotiales; Aspergillaceae. The transcript has 4 exons. The record is from RefSeq and is a predicted model, not a curated record. Bases 1 to 1089 code for a protein of 362 amino acids.
AUGAUGGCGGGCUACUCUGUUGAGGCAGCCAUGGCUGAGGCCUUGGGUCAUCUUAACCGCAUCGCGUGUCAUCAGAUUCCCAUUAACGAGUUCGCUGAUGUGGAGCAGGCUACAAGCUGCCAGAACACUGGGGUUAAUCACAAUAUGAUUCAGCAACAAGCUGUCGCGGCUCUCAUGAACGAGGUCGAGAAGGGAAAAGACAGUAUCACCUGUCAAACCAGCACCUUGCAGAACAUCCCGUCUGAAGCCCAGCUCCCAACGACUGGAAGCUGGGCUCAGGUUGCUGGUUCUACCUCAAGUCAUCCAGUCCAUCCUCAAGGGGUGGGCCAGUUUAUGACACCGUUGCCCUUGGGACCGGCCUCUCUGUCCAAGCAGAGCUCGACCAAUGACGAGAAUAGUAAUACUCGAGUGUCAGGAAUCUCAGACGUCGCGCUUUCUGCGCCCAUGUUUCCAGAAAUUCCAGAGGCCAAGGCAGGAGUCCUUCGUGUCUAUGGCAAAACCUCCAAAGAGAUCAUUCAGUAUCUUACUACCCGUAUCCACGAGGGUCCAUUGCAGGACAUUCGACUUGAAACCAAUGGAAGGACGCGAGUGACCUUCCAGCAUGCGUCUCAGGCGCUUGCUUUCCUGAAGUCUAACCAGGAGAUGGAGCAAAUGCUUGGCUACGGACGUUUUGGAUGCGGCUACCGCGUUGAGUUGGCUGAGAUUAUUGAUUGGAACGACGAUCAUCGUCGGAUGAACCAGCCCAUCCGAGAGCGCCGUCGCCUGUCAUUCGCGAGAAAGCGGCUCUUUGCCGACAAUAUGUCACCAGAGAAGUGGAAGCAGGACAUCCGCACUUUAGCUGGACCAGGGAACAUUGAUUUCCUCUGGGUCUUCAAUUCUGGUAAUGUGGUAGCAACGGCUGUCUUCACGAGCACAACCGUUGCUCGCAAGGUUUUGGAAGUGUUUAACCGAUGGAAAGACGGCCGAAACGUUUACAGUGGGGUUUCCGUGACCUACUCGUCGGAUCCAUGCGAGAAAGAGUUAGUUUUGGUCAAAGACACUGCUCGCCCCAACAUUGCCAAGAAUUUUGUGAAAAGACCCAUUCGAUAG